Fraxinus pennsylvanica is the source of this 933-nucleotide messenger RNA. Lineage: Eukaryota; Viridiplantae; Streptophyta; Magnoliopsida; Lamiales; Oleaceae. The record is from the annotation of a GenBank genome assembly.
AUGCUGCUGAAACCCAGGAAGCUCUCUUUGAUUAUAAUGCACCAUCUGGUGGAUACACACAUUGCAUUACAAUGGUCCGAAAUAAUCAACUUCUUGUGCAAAUGCUGGAGACUCCUGUUGUGUUCUUUCUCGAGGGGUCUAUUGUUGACUCUUGCUGGCAUAAGAGGUGUAGGAGUUUCUGAUCUUGUGCCUGACAUUGAUGAAACCGUUUCGCUGGGUGCUUCUGUAUCUGAUGUCGAGGAACCAAAAUUGAAUGUACCAACAGGGAAUCGAGGAAAGAAGGGGCAACUGAAAUCACUUGCUGGGGAUGCAUGGGGGAAACUUAUUUCUCAGUCCUCGCAGGAUCUUGUGCCUGACAUUGAUGAAACCGUUUCGCCGGGUGCUUCUGUAUCUGAUGUCGAGGAACCAAAAUUGAAUGGACCAACAGGGAAUCGAGGAAAGAAGGGGCAACUGAAAUCACUUGCUGGGGAUGCAUGGGGGAAACUUAUUUCUCAGUCCUCGCAGGUGGGUGAUCGGCACUUUACGGAUAUUGUUUAUGGAAAUAGAAAUGGUUUUUCCACUAUAUUGACUGAACCACUUAGUCUUGAGGGGGAGCCGAUGAUCGUACAGCAGAAUCGUGGAUAUGGCAAUCUUAGUCUCCAGGUCGACAAUCUCCCUGGUGGAUCAAAAUGUUUUGAGUUAGUUUUAAAGUUGUGUUAUGGUUGGAAGGAAGCUCUCUUUGAUUAUAAUGCACCAUCUGGUGGAUGCACUCAUUGCGUUAUAAUGGUCCAAAAUAAUCAACUUCUUGUGCAAAUGCUGGAGACUCCUGUUGUGUUCUUUCUCGAGGGGUCAGGUCUAUUGUUGACUCUUGCUGGCAUAAGAGGUGUAGGAGUUUCUGAUCUUGUGCCUGACAUUGAUGAUACCGUUUCGCCGGGUAAUCUUCUCAAGGUAUGA